Aspergillus niger is the source of this 762-nucleotide messenger RNA. RefSeq lists its product as uncharacterized. The record is from RefSeq and is a predicted model, not a curated record. Bases 1 to 762 code for a protein of 253 amino acids. The transcript has a single exon. Lineage: Eukaryota; Fungi; Ascomycota; Eurotiomycetes; Eurotiales; Aspergillaceae.
AUGGCCAUCCUUGACAAAGAAAACCGGCCCCGCGGCCUGCGAGUUCCAUCUUUUGCUCGCAAAGGCUUCAAGCAGAAGUCCUCUGAUUCUCUGCCAGACAAGGAGCCAGAGCCCGUGCAGGCACCCGCGACGACGGUAAUCCCACCUCGAACCGACUCUGUACCUGAUUAUUCGGCUCCUGCUCCGCUGCCUGCCGCCGUGCAGCCACCAUCAUCAACAUUCAACGCCCCUGUUCAUCAUCAAGAUACCCUCCCACAGCCUGCUCCACCAGCAGCUAACUACGCUCCCCCUCCUCGCGCUUAUCAGGCCUAUCGUCCUCCUGCUACUUCAGAGCCGGUGCAAAGCCCUCCGGCAAGGAAGGAGGUUCCCGAACCUAUCAUCCAACGUCCGGAUGCCGAAGAGCCAUUGGAAGACUUUAUUCCAGAACCGGAGCCGGAAUUGGACGAUACUGGCGCGCCUAUGGAACCCGUGUCCAGUGAAGAAAACAAUGGCCCAUGGACGCCUCCUGAUAUCGAGCCUGUCGCGGCGCCGCUGAACAAAUUGCACUUUGCCUGCUACCAGGACCAUCGGUCCAUGCCCCCCGCCAACAAUGUCUGGCAUGCUGUUCCCUGCAUGACCUGCCAGAAGUUCGAUCGUGAUGUUCGAUACCGUUGUGUCUUUUGCUGCUUGCGAAUCUGCACCGGCUGUUUCCAGACCUUGCAGACGAUCCCACGUCGGUCGUUGGCGCAGUUAAUGGAUUCCAUUCCUACGGCCAAGGCCUGA